AAAAUCUGACGUUCCACCGGCUCGAGCCACCGCCGCGCUUCUUGCCCUCUCGGACGCCGCCAGUCCGCCAUUACCAUAUUCCACUUCCAGUAAGAGUACCCUAUCCCCCAGUCCGGGAACCACCCUCUGAAUCCCAGCAGCGCCUUUCGUCGCCGCGGCCGACGGAGCCCCCAGCUCGUUCGCCGGGUCGUUCGUCUUCUCGCCGGUUUGUUACACAUCAGAUUCUUGUAGCGCGGAGGAGGCCGCGAGUCGGAUCCAAAGCUCGAAUCAUUUCCGGAUUUUAACUGCCCCGAGUUCCAGCACAAAGCGAAAUUCCGUGUCUGGAUUCGGAUUUGGAUCUCCGUCGCCGACUGGAGCAGGCCCUCGAUCUUUGGCUGAGCUGAUGGGACUUUUCCCCAGUGUACUCGGCAAAUUCAGAGGAGACCCGCCGCCGAUGGAGAAUAUGGUGGGCAAAUCGCCGGAGCCGGAACCGGAGCUGCCACCGGAUAUGCUCUCGAGCAUCUUUGCCCUCCUCGAGGUCCCUGACCUCGUGCGCGCAGGCUCUGUCUGCUCCUCCUGGCGCUCGGUGUACACUGCACUACGCAGUCAGCUUCUGAAGCACAAACAGCGCCAGACGCCUUGCCUCCUCUACCACACCUCUGAAUCUGCCGGAGAGAACGCAGCUUGCCUCUACAGCCUUGCGGAAAAGAGGGCCUACAAGUUAACCCUCCCUGAUCCACCGAUCCGCAGUAGGUAUCUGAUUGGCUCUUCGCAUGGCUGGCUGAUCACUUCCGAUGAGAGGUCCGAGCUGCACCUUGUAAAUCCAAUCACUGGUGAACAGAUUGUUCUCCCGUCAGUGAUUACUCUUGAGCAAGUCAAGCCGGUCUUUGACGAUGAAGGUUCUGUUCAUAAGUAUGAGUUGUGGGAGCCACGGUACACUGCACUUGCAGAAUUCCUUGGUCACGAGCCCUCAGUUUAUGCUCUCGAUGAGCUCCGUGACUAUCUCUACUUGAAGGCAUAUUUGUUUCCUGACCCGCAAACGGAAAGCUACAUUGUGGUGCUCAUUCAUAAUCCAGAAUAUCAGAUUUCAUUUGCAAGGGCAGGGGACUGUGGGUGGACCUUUCUGCCACCAGGUUGGAACUAUCAAGAAUGCAUCUACAAGGAUGGUAUACUGUAUGCAGUGACAAGAACUGGAUCAAUUGAUGCUUUUGAUCUCUCUGGUCCUACUGUCACAAGGAAGACGGUUCUGGGUGACAUGAAGAAUUAUAUUUGUGAGCACAUAUACAUUGUUCAGGCACCGUGGGGCGAUAUGCUGCAAGUUUGGAGGGAACAGCCCACUGUAGAUGGCGAUGCUGGUUCAGAGAACAUAAAGGAAACCAGCAAAAUAUUUGUAUAUAAGAUUGAUAUGGCAGCAAAAAAGCUUGUGGAAAUAAAUGGCUUGCAUGGCCAUGUGUUGUUUCUUGGGCAUAGCCAGACGCAGUGUCUCAGCGUGGAAGAAUAUCCGCAAUUGAAGGCGAACUGUGUCUACUUCACCGAUGAUGAUGGAUUUAUUUCAUCGUAUCAGAAUAGUAAACGUGAUAUAGGUGUUAUAAAUUUGGAAAACGACACCAGGGAAGAAAUUGUACCUCAGAUUUAUUGCAGCUGGCCAAAUCCCACAUGGAUUACACCCAGUCUUAGAAUGAUGCACUCGGGAUUGAUGUAAUUGUGUUCAAAUGCUAUGACAAUGGAGGCAUACUCCAUUUAUAUUUGUCGAAUCAAUAAUAUAAGGCCCUGUUUGGUUCAUAA
Messenger RNA from Aegilops tauschii subsp. strangulata, 1764 nucleotides. RefSeq names its product probable F-box protein At4g22165. The record is from RefSeq and is a predicted model, not a curated record. Gene Ontology annotation, molecular function: protein binding. Lineage: Eukaryota; Viridiplantae; Streptophyta; Magnoliopsida; Poales; Poaceae.